Messenger RNA from Solanum verrucosum, 1204 nucleotides. Its product is annotated as transcription repressor OFP2-like. The coding region runs from base 26 to 1075 and encodes 349 amino acids. Gene Ontology annotation, biological process: negative regulation of DNA-templated transcription. Gene Ontology annotation, molecular function: DNA binding. NCBI's taxonomy places the organism in Eukaryota, Viridiplantae, Streptophyta, Magnoliopsida, Solanales, Solanaceae. The record is from RefSeq and is a predicted model, not a curated record. The transcript has a single exon.
AACACAAGCAACUCUUUUACCAAUCAUGGGGAAUUAUAGGUUUAGAUUGUCAGAUAUGAUGCCAAAUGCUUGGUUUUACAAGCUCAAAGAAAUAGGCAAAAGCAGCAGCAGCAGCACCAGAAACAGCAGAGGCCAUAGCCACACAACUUCAUCAACAUCAACAUCAUUAUCAAAUCUACAACCAGACAAAAAAAGACAACCCCAUAACCUUGGUUGUCAAAGAAAAUCAUAUUACAUUUCAAGAAACCUCACUAGUAGUAAUCCACCUGAAACAUUUUCUCAGAAUCCUAUCUCUUCUAACAGCCCAAAACCCGAUCACGAUGUUCAUUUCACUGAGCCAUCAAGAAAGUCUUACAAGAAAAGGCGUAGUAUCAAUUCCAGGAUGAGAAAUUCUCCCAAACUUGUCAAUCCCUCUGUUUCAGCCAAUUGUAGUUGCCGCGCUUCUGUUGAAUCUGUCUGGACUAAAGCUGAUUCCACCCCUGAAGAAUACCCAAAUUCAUCUUCCUCCUCCUCGUCCUCAUCACCAUCUUCAAUUUUGCCUGAAAAAUCAAACCCCAUGACUUCAAUUUCACCGUCUUGUGACUGCAGAGCUGAUUACAUGAAUCAAGAUUCAGCCAAUCUUGAUCAUGGGGUUCACUCUGUUUCUAAAAUUGACCUUCCUCGUAUCAUAACCAAGCCCGAAAAAUUCGAUGAAAAAAAAGAAGAAAAACAGAGGAUUGUGAAACAAGAACAGAGGAUAGUGAGAAGAGUAUCAACAAAUGGUGUGAAGCUGAGAACAAAUUCACCAAGAAUAACAACAAACAGCAAGAAGAUUCAAGGAAGCAGAAAGAAUGUUUCAUCAAAAAGGACAAGUGUUACAGAGAGCUUUGCAGUGGUGAAAUCAUCAAGAAAUCCUCAGAAAGAUUUCAGAGAAUCAAUGGUGGAAAUGAUAGUUGAGAAUAAUAUAAGAACAUCAAAGGAUUUGGAAGAACUUCUUGCUUGCUAUCUUUCAUUAAAUUCAGAUGAGUAUCAUGAUCUAAUCAUCAAAGUCUUCAAGCAAAUCUGGUUCGACAUCACUGAAAUUCGACUGAAGUAAAUACUAGUAUAAGAAUCUAUGUAUUAAUUUCCUCCUCUAAUACAUAAAUGUGUCAUUUAAUUUGGUUCAGUAACUUUUUUAUAUAUAUAAAUAAACAUUUAAAUUAUUAUAAACUUGAAUAAUCAGACA